This is a messenger RNA of Cottoperca gobio, 6694 nucleotides long. It is a transcript of the gene sgip1a, whose product is annotated as SH3GL interacting endocytic adaptor 1a. Lineage: Eukaryota; Metazoa; Chordata; Actinopteri; Perciformes; Bovichtidae. The record is from RefSeq and is a predicted model, not a curated record. Bases 338 to 3091 code for a protein of 917 amino acids. Gene Ontology annotation, biological process: clathrin coat assembly; clathrin-dependent endocytosis; synaptic vesicle endocytosis. Gene Ontology annotation, cellular component: clathrin-coated pit; clathrin-coated vesicle; cytoplasm. The transcript has 26 exons.
UGGGAGGGAAGUGGGAGAGGAGGAGAGAAAGAGAGCGCAGAGUGAAACCACACCUUAUUCCAAGGAGGGCGGGACACAGGCAGCCACACACAAGCGGCUAUUACAGGAAUAGUGACUGUGCAGGAGGGUGCAGGGCAAAUAUUUUGUGCAGCGGUGUGUUUGUUAUAGAGUCAGUGUAUGUGUGUGUCCUCAACAUGGGUUGUCGCUUGGCUCACACCUGCACGUUAUACUCUCUGCGAUCGCAAGCCAAUAAUUAAUGUCACUCACCGCAGGGCAGGCUCGGCACACUGCACUGACAUAAGGCUCCUUGGAGAUAGAGGAAUGCAAAUCUGCAACCAUGAUGGAAGGAUUGAAAAAACGUACCAGGAAGGCCUUUGGGAUACGGAAGAAAGAGAAGGACAAUGACUCCACGGGGUCCCCAGACAGAGACAGCGGCGAACCCCAAGAGGUUGAAUCGUCUCAGAAGAAGACCAACGGGGCCCCUAAUGGCUUCUACGAAGAUAUCGACUGGGACAGAUAUAACUCUCCUGAGGUGGAUGAUGAAGGAUACAGCCUCAGACCUGAUGAGGAGUCAGAAGAGGGAGCGCCUACCAUUAAAAAGCCUCACUUCUUUUCCUCUGAUGAGUCGGAAGGAGAGGAGGACCACAGGAAAAAAUUCAAAAUCAAGAUCAAGCCACUGCCGGCCAAUCGUGUAGCGUCGGUGCCCUCGGUCGACGAGCUCAAAGCCUCCAUAGGCAACAUAGCUCUGUCCCCAACUCCUAUGAUGAGUCCGAGACGUAGCCCGGGUUUGAAAAGAAACACAUCCACUGAGGAGAUUGCAAGACCGAGACGUGUUGUCCCUACUUUACCCAUCGUGGCCCCCACACCAGCUCCUGCACCACAACCCCCCAGCAGUCAACAAACACCCGUCUCUGAAGACACCACAGCCUUAUUUGGGCCUCCUUUGGAACCAGCCUUUGGAGAACCGAAAACUGAAGUGGGUCUGUCCGAGUCCGAUGCGUGGGGGACUCCUCUGUCAGAGCCUGAAUCCUCUUUGACAAGAUCCUUUCCCACAGGAACUCCACCUCCACUUCCUCCCAAGAAUGUCCCGACCUCUGCCCCGUCGACUAGCCCUGCGUCUGCAGAUGACGCCGAAGUGUCAUCAGAAGCACACGGUUCCACCAGGAAGCCCUCAAUAGCUGACUUGGACAACAUUUUUGGACCAGAGCAGUCUCCCCCUGCUGGCGAGGAUACAGGUGACACGUGGGUCUGCUUUAGUGCAGAAUCUAGUGACAGGCCGCCUCUACCGGAAGAACCAGCACGUCCUCUACCAGCCUCCCCACCUCCACCUGAAUCUCCUGCCCCUCCCUUACCUACAUCACCACCUCCUCCAGAAGACCCUGCACCACCUCUCCCAACUACCCCUUCCCCAAAAGACGAAGCUGUGCCGCCUCUCCCAACCUCCCCGCCUCUCUCAGAGGAGCCCACUGCUCCAACUGUCCCCUCAGGUCCUCCUUCACCCGAGGACCGAAAACCUCCCGCAGUUGCCACCUCUCCACCCCCUGCACCACCGAAUGAGCUUUCCUCCCCGCCCACUUCCUCUCCCCCUCCUCUGGACUCACCUGUGAGCGUCCCACCAGCCCCUGCUCCCAAAGCAAGAACCCCUCCAGCGGGGUCUCCUCCUGCUGAGGGACCUGCUGCAUGCUCGGUCCCACCGUCGCUUGUCCUGUCUCAAGAGGAGCAGUCCAAGAACAUAGACGUCACCCAACCCAAAGAGGACGGAGGUGAAACUGUCACCUCGCCCAACGAUGCUAGCCAGGGGAGUCGGAGUACGCCUCCCCCACCUCCUCCCCCUACAUAUCGGGCAGUGGUGUCAUCACCGGGUCCUACAUCUGGAGCUGGUGGCACAAAUAGCGGUUCCUCCUCUCCUGUGCGACCUGCCACUCCUUCGUCAGUCAACCCCACCCCACCUCCACCUCCACCUCGCCCUUCUUCAAGGCCCAAGCUUCCUCCAGGGAAACCCACUAUAGGAGAUGCAAAUCGUCCGUUCAGCCCGCCGGUCCACUCUGCGAGCCCCCCUCCCAUCGCCCCGUUAGCGCGGGCCGAGAGCACCUCCUCCAUCUCCUCCACCAACUCCAUGAGUGCCGCCACCACCCCCACCGUCAGUAAAGAGCUCUCCGUGUCCGUGUCAGAGAAUGACCAGCCAUCCCUUGUAUGGUUUGACAGAGGGAAGUUUUAUUUAACCUUCGAAGGCUGCUCCAGAGGGCCCAGUCCUCUCACCAUGGGGGCUCAGGACACUCUUCCUGUGGCCGCUGCGUUCACAGAGACUGUCAACGCCUUCUUUAAAGGAGCUGACCCCAGCAAGUGUGUUGUGAAGAUCAUAGGUGAGAUGGUUUUGUCGUUUCCGGCGGGAAUCACGCGGCACUUUGCCAAUAACCCGUCCCCCGCCGUGCUAACCUUCAGCAUAACCAACUACAGCCGACUGGAGCAUGUGCUGCCUAACCCCCAGCUCCUCUGCUGCGACACCACCACUCAAGCUAAGGCUGAUGCCAAGGACUUCUGGGUGAACAUGCCAAACCUGAUAUCCCAUUUAAAGAAGGUGGCAGAGCAGAAGCCACAGGCGACAUACUACAACGUGGACAUGCUCAAGUAUCAGGUAUCGACGGAGGGGCUUCAGUCGAUUCCUCUGAAUCUAGCGGUGAGCUGGAGAUGUGAGCCCACCAGCACUGACCUGAGGAUAGACUACAAAUACAACGGGGAAACCAUGACGACGGCGAUGGCCCUCAACAACGUCCAGUUCCUCGUCCCUGUCGAUGGAGGGGUUUCAAAACUACAGGCUGUUUUACCUCCUGCUGCAUGGAAUGCAGAGCAGCAAAGAAUCCUUUGGAAAAUUCCUGAAAUCUCACAGAAAUCUGAAAACGGAGGUGUGGGAUCGUUGUUGGCACGCUUUCAGCUAACAGAAGGCCCCAGUAAACCGGCUCCACUGGCGGUGCAGUUCACCAGUGAGGGCAGCAUCCUGUCGGGCUGUGACAUUGAACUGGCUGGGCCAGGAUACCGCUUCUCUCUUGUCAAGAAGAGGUUUGCCGCAGGAAAAUACCUGGCCGACAACUAACCCACGCCACUGACAACAGCACUGUUGAACAAAACAAUGGAAGUGGACGGAGGUUGACACCGAGGACGGAGGACGGAGGACAAACCGACACCAGACGACAGACUUUCCAUUGACCUUUUCUGAACCCACAGGACCGGUCCGCAGCCUACCCAGCAGUAUUGUAUAACUUGCAUAUAGCAUCGUGAAAACUGUUUUAGGUCAUGUAAUUAUCGUAUUUGUAUUAAUUUCAUAACAUCUGUAUUGCUGCAGUAAGACACCUGGGUUCUUCCUCCCUCUGAAGUCUGUGCCUCUGUCUCCAUCCUCCUCCGGUCAAUGUGUGGUUGUGUUGUUUUUAAGUUUCACUGCAGCUGCCUGACAGAUGAGUUUUGGCCAGAUUUGAACUCUGGGCGACGAGCUGUUUGUUGUCAAGAGUCCAGAAAGAUUUGGCUCUUUAUAAAAUACCCUUGAAUAAGAUCUUUGCAUUCAGGGACACACUUCAGCCUCUGGCACAAAGUCUAACUUCACAGAGUUAGACUUGCUUAAGUUGAUGCAAGGCCCAAGACGAUAGAGAGAAAGUUAUACACCUUCUUUAGCAGAUAGAAAAAUAGGCUCCUUAAAUAUUUCUCCUGUCCGAGUCUGAGCUCGAAGCCUGAGACAGCUGUCCUCACUGUCUCGCACUGACAGCGGCCAUUUGGCCAGCAAGUAAAUGCAUUUACCGAUGCAUUUUGACACGUUGUCACAAGCAGUUCGAUGAAAGAAAAAUGUUUCUUGUCGAUGCUUGAAACACAGAAUCAAGUCAGUACAAAAACAAAACUAGAUUUUCAUGCAUCACCUACUGGUACUACAGGGUCACAUGACUUUGGAUCACAUCGUUUUUUAAUAUAAAUGCACUGGUCAGUCAAUCAAACUGUUAAUUUAGUUUCUCUGGAACGCAGACGUGGAGGAGUUUUUAGCUAGUUAGGCAGCUGCAAUGAUCAAUCACUUUACUGGUUGCAAAAUAAGAAAAAAAAUCUGUAUUCCCGUCAGAACAAAAGAUGUGUACAAAGUGUCAUUUUAAAUCAAUAAUAUAUAUCUUAAAGGGCGUUUGGUGUUUUCCUCGUAUUGUCAGAUAGCCUUUCUGUUGUUCCCAGGGCAGCAGUGAUAGACUCCAGAGUACAUGACAGCAUUCUAUUUUUAUUUAUUGAUGACGAUGAUUUGUUGUAUAAAACAUGUGAUUCUGUAUACAAAUAGAAGUUGAAUGGUAUCACACGACUCAGAACCCUUGAAGGUAUAAAUAUUUGAAUUCUCUCUUUUUUUGUUAUCUGUGUAGUUGGGUAACCUGUGUACAGUAUAAGGUAUAAUUUUUGAAUUUAUUUGAGAUAUAAUUUUUUAACUCUAUAUAUGGGUGAGGGGGGGUAAUUUAAAGAAAAAGAUAAAUAUCUUCCUGGAUGCUGUGUUAUGCUUUGUGAAAGCAGUGUUAAUGUAGAGUUUGUUAUCCCACGGGCGAGGUCCACCCUUUAAAGAGUUAGUUUGACAUUUGGGGAAAUAUUCGCUUUCUUUUUUCGAGAGUUAGAGGAGAUGAUCAAUACCACUCUUAUAUGUGUUUGUUCAACAUGAGGCUGGAGCCAGGAGACGGUUAGCUGAAAGCAUAAAGACUGGAAGCAGCUAUCCUGGUUUUACAGGGGGUUAAUGUGAUGUAAAAUGUUUGAUUUUAACUUUGGAGCUUCAAUAACCUUUUUUUAGCGCCACCAUCAGGUCAAAUAUUAAGUGUCCAAUAUUUUAGCUUAUGACUGCAAAACUAAUGGCAUUUCCAUCAGCCUCAGCUGUACUUUGUAUUUAGUGCUAGUUUGCAAAUGGUAGCAUGCUAACAUGCUAAGAUGGAGGACAUGGUGGAUAGUAUAGCUGCUAAACAUCAGCAUGUUAGCAUCGUAAUUGUGAGAAGGAGAAAGUUAGCAUUUAGCUCAAGCUAGCGUGACUGUAGACUGGGUGGUUUACUUAACUGUUUCUUCCUGUGUCCAGUCUCUAUGCUAAGCUAAGCUAACCGUCUCCUCGCUCCAGCUUAACAUUUAACAUUCUCGUAUUUCCCAAAUUGGUUAACAUUUUUUACAAGGUCCAGAAAAUGACAACAAAAGAAUCAGUUUUCCUCAACAGCAGUGAUGACGUGGUACCACUACUGGAACAGGAUUUGUAUACUGGGACCAGCUUGUUUGUGUUUUUAUUAUUCAGACCUCAACAGAAAACGGUCUUGUAUUAAUCCAACAUUCUCAGUUCCUUACCAUCUACCUAUUCAUUUAUUCCUUAACUUCGAUCACAUGUCUGACCUGUUUCCAUUCACCUCAGUGGAACCCAAACUCCCUGAUUAUAACAUGAGCACACCUCUGAUCAUCCAACCAGCGCUUAAAUCCAUGGCUUUAUUUUGCAUAAUCGUAAUGGUCUCUGUGAGAUGACAUGAGUUGAAUGAGGUUGUGGAGCGAGGUUAAGUUGACCAAAAUGCUUUUUCGUUUUGUAUUUUAUGUGUGUGUACCCCGGACAGUCAGUCCUCUUGAGGAGAAUAAGCUGAAUAUUUUUAAAACGGAUAAAAAUGAAAAAAUAUUAUAUUGUUUAAUGUGUAAUAAACAGUGUUGAUGAUGUUGAACUUCCUGAAUGCUCUGACACUCAACUCAAUGAACAAAAAGUGUGUGUGAAGUGUAGCCGAAGAUCUCCGUACAGUACUGUAUGUCGGCAUCCAGCUAAAUGCAACCAAUCAUGGUCCUUUCAGAGCUGUCGUAGAAGCAUGUUAGACUAAAUUUAGAACAAGAGGACUAUUAGCAACAUGUCAAUGCUCCUACUAAAUGAUAGAGUACUUUUGAUCGGACAUAGUUUUAAAUGUAUGUAGUUAUUUGGCUAAUAAAAAGUUCAGAUUUAAGCUGUGCCGUUAAAAUAAAGGUCUUGUUUUAAUCCUGUUCGGACUCUAAAAGAGCAUUGUGGAUUUUUCUGAGGUAGCAUUUUAAUUCCUCAAUGCAAGGUGAUGAUGAUUGGUGCCAUUUAGCUUCCACAUUAGUUUGGUAACAUGUUUCUCUCAGUCAUGUCCUUCAUCUAGUCGACUGGAUGGAUCAACAUGCCUGACAGGAAGCUGUAACCUUCUGGGUGAAUAUUGAACCUAUCGGUGCAACAGUCACUACAGCAUUAUCUACAGAGACCCGCCACACACAUCCCCCAUCAUGCAUCUGUUUUAAAUUACCACUACAGGUUACAUGUCUUUCAGCUUGAAAGUCAUGUUGCAGUACUAAACUCACUCUCAGUCGGUUAGUUGCCAGAUAAUUAUUUGGUUAUACAAUGGAACAAUCUUUUCCAGAUCUUCAUCUCUGUGGUGAUUUUGUCCUGCAGUAAUUCAUUAUUGCAUGCAUAGCAUGCAGUAAAAGGUGGGGCAUCUAUGAUGAUAGAUAGUACUGAAAUGACGUGUGCUGAGUGUCAGUUACCUGUAUUAAUGUUGAGAAGUGAACAGGGAGUGUGUUUAUGUGUGCUAUAAGCCAGAAUGCUUUUUGGUUCUGUACCGUUAACCUCAAACACAUGUGCAAGCUGUUUGUACAGUACAUAACAAUGCUAAGAUGAACUGAGAAACUUAGUUUGCUUCUUUCCCAAAAACCAUAAAAGUUUAUAACUGGA